AUGGGGUGCAGUGGGAGAUACUAUUUGCUGACUCUGGUUUUGUGCGUUGUGACUGAACUUGCGAUUGGUGUUAGAGUCGUGUCUAAGAGAAAGAAAGAAGCUAUAAGCACUGCAGACGACCAAUCGACUUCAGCAUCAUGGUGGCAAGCUGGUACUGCUACACCAUUCCGCAGCGACAGCUCUAACAACCCAUUCUCGUCGACCCAUGGCCUCGUACAGACCCAUCCAUCGGGCAGCGAUCCCUUUUCUUCAUUUGGAGGUGUAGGCAGUACUUCUAGACCAUCAUCUAACCCAUUUGCCACAAGCGGCAGCGGUCCGUUGAGCAGUGGAGUUAGAGAUAAUCCUCUGCCGCUUUUAGCCAGAAAUGCUAAUGGAAAAGUGUCUCUAAAACAUCUGGACUUCACCAGUAGUGCAACAGCUGAAUUGAGAAGGAACCCGGCUCUGUCAGCUCCUGAUGAAUGCGCCCGAGCCUGCAGGGAAAACGAACCACCGAGAAUUUGCUACUACCACUUCACUUUGGAAUUGUACACUGUUUUGGGAGCGGCUUGUCAGGUGUGCACACCGAACGCGACUAAUGUAGUAUGGUCUCAUUGCCAAUGCGUUUUGGCUGAUGGUGUUGAGCGAGGAAUUCUUACUGCAAACAGAAUGUUACCUGGGCCAUCUAUCCAAGUGUGUGAAAAUGACAAGGUCGUCAUUGAUGUAGAAAAUCAUAUGGAGGGUAUGGAAGUAACUAUCCAUUGGCACGGAAUCUGGCAGAGAGGUACCCAGUACUACGAUGGAGUACCGUUUGUGACGCAAUGCCCCAUUCAACAGGGAAAUACGUUUAGAUAUCAGUGGCAAGGAAAUGCUGGUACCCACUUUUGGCAUGCUCAUACAGGACUUCAGAAACUUGAUGGAUUAUACGGCAGUAUCGUUGUAAGGCAGCCACCUUCUAAGGAUCCCAACAGCCACCUCUACGAUUACGACUUGACAACCCACGUCAUGCUCCUCAGUGAUUGGUUGCACGAGGACGCCGCUGAGAGAUACCCUGGCCGUCUGGCUGUCAACACCGGACAAGAUCCUGAAAAUGUGCUAAUCAACGGCAAAGGUCAAUUCAGAGACCCCAACACAGGCUUUAUGACAAACACACCUCUUGAAGUAUUCACAAUCACGCCUGGCAGAAGAUACAGAUUUAGGAUGAUCAAUGCUUUUGCUUCAGUGUGUCCUGCUCAAGUGACUUUUGAAGGUCAUAAUUUAACCGUUAUUGCAACUGACGGAGAACCAGUACAUCCAGUGCAAGUAAACACUAUCAUCUCGUUCUCAGGCGAACGGUACGACUUUGUAAUUGAAGCGAAUAACAUUCCUGGAGCCUACUGGAUUCAAGUCCGUGGUCUCGGGGAGUGCGGCAUUAAACGAGCACAACAGUUAGGAAUCCUUAGAUACGCAAGAGGACCUUAUCAACCAUCUUCACAAACACCUACUUACGACGUCGGCAUCCCUCAAGGAGUGGUGAUGAAUCCAUUGGAUGCCAGGUGUAAUGUAUCAAGAAAUGACGCUUUUUGCAUUAGUCAACUCAAGAAUGCCAGGCACAUUGAUCCCGCCAUCCUUCAAGAAAGACCUGAUGUUAAAAUCUUCUUGCCUUUCCGUUUCUUCGUUUAUAGACCCGAAAUGUUGUUCCAACCGAACACCUAUAACCGUUAUUUAGUUGCUCCUCAAGGAGAUCACGUAAUAAGUUUGGUUGACGAAAUUUCAUACAUGGCACCACCAGCGCCACUGAUUAGUCAAUAUGAUGAUAUCAAUCCUGAGCAAUUCUGUAACGGUGAUAACAGACCAGCCAAUUGCGGACAAAAUUGCAUGUGUACUCACAAAGUAGACGUACCUCUAAAUGCAGUUGUGGAAGUUGUAUUGGUAGAUGAAGUUCAAAUCGCAAACUUGUCUCACCCGUUCCACUUGCACGGUUACGCUUUCAACGUGAUCGGUAUCGGUCGCUCACCCGACACUAACGUGAAGAAGAUUAAUUUGAAACACGCGCUUGACCUCGACAGAAGAGGCCUGCUUGAGCGCCACCUGAAACAAGGGGACCUCCCAACGGCGAAGGACACUAUCGCUGUCCCCAAUAAUGGCUACGUCAUCAUCCGUUUUAGAGCCAAUAACCCUGGUUUCUGGCUAUUCCACUGUCACUUCCUUUUCCACAUUGUUAUCGGCAUGAGCCUUGUCCUGCAAGUAGGAACACAGGCUGAUUUACCACCCGUCCCUCCAAACUUCCCGACGUGCGGCGACCAUCUUCCUCCCAUCUCUCUCCACUAA
Molecule: messenger RNA, 2286 nt
Organism: Arctia plantaginis
Lineage: Eukaryota; Metazoa; Arthropoda; Insecta; Lepidoptera; Erebidae
Source: the annotation of a GenBank genome assembly